Ochlerotatus camptorhynchus is the source of this 3853-nucleotide messenger RNA. RefSeq names its product Nck associated protein 1 Hem (gene Hem). Gene Ontology annotation, cellular component: SCAR complex. The record is from RefSeq and is a predicted model, not a curated record. Gene Ontology annotation, biological process: cortical actin cytoskeleton organization; cell migration; cell morphogenesis. Lineage: Eukaryota; Metazoa; Arthropoda; Insecta; Diptera; Culicidae. The transcript is spliced from 3 exons. The coding region runs from base 154 to 3522 and encodes 1122 amino acids.
AGUACUUUGGCUUUCUCCCUUCUCGUAAAAACGUCAUUAUGGAAUCCUUAAAAUUCUGUGAAAAGUUUUGAUUUUCUUCUAGAAAUUAGUGAAAUUAUCCGUCAAAAGUGUUAAAAUUUUGUGCACGAAGAACGCUGAAAACACGACUCAAGGAUGUCUCGUCAACUGAAUCCAAAUCAGCAGAAAAUUUCUGAAAAACUCAUCAUCCUCAACGAUCGUGGGGCCGGCAUCCUUACACGAAUCUACAAUAUAAAGAAAGCAUGUGGCGAUACCAAGUCCAAGCCUGGUUUCCUCUCCGAGAAGUCACUUGAGUCAUCGAUUAAGUUCAUUGUCAAGCGGUUUCCGAAUAUCGACGUCAAAGGCCUAGCUGCUAUCACUAACAUUAAGUCGGAGAUCAUCAAAUCCCUUUCGCUGUACUAUUACACGUUUGUCGAUUUGCUGGAUUUUAAGGACAAUGUUUGCGAGAUUCUGACGACCAUGGAUGCUCUGCAGAUCCAUCUAGAUAUUACACUAAACUUUGAACUGUCUAAACAUUAUCUGGAUCUGGUGACGACCUACGUUUCCCUUAUGAUCCUUCUUUCGCGAGUUGAAGAUCGCAAGGCCGUACUCGGUCUCUUCAACGCUGCCUACGAAAUGCAACACCAACAAAGCGACCAGAGCUUCCCCCGACUCGGUCAAAUGAUUAUCGAUUACGACGCUCCGGUGAAGAAACUGGCCGACGAGUUCAUUCCCCACCAAAGGUUGCUUUCAAGUGCGAUUACAUCACUGACCAAGAUCUACCCGAUGAGAAACUUAAGUGCGGAAAAGUGGCGCGAACUGCAAUUGCUUAGCUUGGUUGGCACUCCAGCAACGCUUCUGAAAGCUGCCAAAACCGAUACCAUGUCGUGUGAGUAUGUAUCGCUCGAAACACUCGACCGUUGGGUCAUAUUCGGUUUGAUGUUGAAUCACCAGGCCCUGGGGCAUCAAGAUUUGAUCACAUCCAUGUGGAUAUCUGCACUGGAUUCUAGCUGGGUGAUGGCACUAUUCCGAGAUGAGGUCAUCUACAUUCACCAGUACAUUCAGAACACAUUCGAAGGCAUGAAAGGCUAUGGCAAGCGUAUUUCAGAAGUGAAAGAGUGCUACAACCAAGCUGUUCAGAAAGCGGGUCUGCUUCACCGUGAGAGACGAAAGUUUUUAAGAACCGCACUGAAAGAACUGGCCCUUAUUAUGACCGACCAGCCAGGAUUGCUAGGACCGAAAGCGUUACUCAUCUUCAUUGGUCUAUGCUACGCACGAGAUGAAAUUUUGUGGCUGCUUCGCCACAACGAUAAUCCUCCGGUGGUGAAAAGCAAAGGCAAGUCAACGGAAGAUUUGGUAGAUCGACAACUGCCUGAAUUGCUAUUUCAUAUGGAAGAACUUCGGGCACUUGUUCGAAAAUACAGCCAGGUCAUGCAGCGUUACUACGUACAGUAUUUGUCGGGGUACGAUGCCAUUGAUUUGAACUUUAAGAUGCAACAGCUACAGGUUUGCCCAGAAGACGAAAGCAUCAUUCUGUCCUCGCUGUACAACACAGCCGCAUCGCUGAAUGUGAAACAAGUCGAAGACAACGAAACGUUCGAUUUCCGUGCAUUCCGGCUCGACUGGUUCCGAUUGCAGACGUUCAUGAGUGCCAAGUCGGCCAUUCGCAUAGUUGACUACCCGGAUCUGGCACGUCUACUCGACUCGAUGGUAUUCCACACCAAAAUGGUGGACAAUCUUGACGAAAUCCUGGUGGAAACUUCCGAUCUGUCAAUUUUCUGUUUCUACAACAAAAUGUUCGAAGAUCAGUUCCACAUGUGUUUGGAAUUCCCUGCACAGAAUCGCUACAUCAUUGCAUUCCCAUUGAUCUGCAGUCACUUCCAGAACUGCACCCACGAAAUGUGCCCAGAAGAACGUCAUCACAUCAGGGAACGCUCCUUGUCGGUAGUGAACAUGUUCUUGGAUGAGAUGGCUAAAGAGGCAAAGAAUAUCAUUACAACCAUCUGCGACGAGCAGUGCAUGAUGGCAGAUGCCUUGCUUCCAAAGCAUUGUGCCAAAAUACUUUCCGCAGCAGCUAGUCGGAAAAAGAAGGAUAAGAACAAAAAACACAUGGAUGAUAUCAAAAGACCUGGUGAUGAAAGCUACAGGAAAACGCGAGAGGAACUGACGACGAUGGAUAAACUUCACAUGGCACUAACGGAACUUUGCUACGCUAUCAACUACUGCCCAACGGUCAACGUGUGGGAAUACGCAUUUGCUCCACGAGAAUACCUCUGUCAACAUCUUGAAACACGAUUCUCCAGGGCUCUGGUUGGAAUGGUCAUGUACAAUCCGGACACUAUGGAGAUUGCCAAACCAUCCGAACUGCUAGCCUCCGUGAGGGCCUACAUGAAUGUUCUACAAACGGUCGAGAAUUAUGUCCACAUUGACAUCACAAGGGUAUUCAAUAACUGUUUGCUGCAGCAAACGCAGGCGCAGGAUAGCCACGGAGAGAAAACUAUUGCAGCCCAUUACAAUACCUGGUAUUCGGACGUUCUGCUGAGAAAAGUCAGUGGAGGAAAUAUCGUAUUCUCGUUAAACCAGAAAGCAUUCGUCAGCAUAACGCCAGAGGGUUGCAUCCCGUUCAACCCAGAAGAAUUUUCCGAUUUUAAUGAACUGCGCGCCUUAGCUGAACUGAUUGGUCCGUAUGGAAUAAAGCUUCUGAAUGAAUCAUUAAUGUGGCACAUUGCCAACCAAGUGCAGGAACUCAAACGAAUGGUAGCACUGAACAAAGAAGUUCUCAUCAUCCUGCGUAGCAACUUUGACAAGCCGGAGAUUAUGAAGGAGCAAUUCAAACGUCUGCAACAGGUAGACAACGUGUUGCAACGUAUGACCAUCAUCGGGGUCAUCCUAAGCUUCCGCCAGCUUGCCCAAGAAGCGCUAGUUGAUGUUCUAGAUCAACGCAUUCCUUUCCUGCUAUCCUCUGUGAAAGAUUUCCAAGAACAUGUUCCAGGCGGCGAUCCCCUCAAAACGGUAUCCGAAAUGGCCUCAGCCUCAGGACUCAAAUGUAAGGUUGACCCUGCUCUAUCGAAUGCACUGAAAGCUCAGAAACCAGAAAUAGACGAAGGCGAACAUUUGAUCGUUUGUCUGCUGAUGGUCUUCGUUGCCGUUUCCAUUCCAAAGCUAGCCAAAAACGAAAACUCCUUUUACCGUGCAUCUCUUGAAGCACAUACAAACAACACCCACUGUAUGGCGGUCGCCAUCAACAACAUCUUUGGUGCAAUGUUCACAAUCUGCGGGCAGAACGAUAUUGAAGAUAGGAUGAAGGAAUUUUUAGCUCUGGCCAGUUCAUCAUUGUUGAGGCUGGGCCAGGAGUCGGACAAAGAAGCGAUUAAAAACCGUGAAUCGAUCUACCUGCUCCUGGACCAAAUCGUUCAAGAAUCACCAUUCCUCACGAUGGACUUACUCGAAUCGUGCUUCCCGUACGCACUCAUUAGAAAUGCAUACCACGCCGUCUACAAACAGGAGCAAAUACUAAUGCACUAGAAAGGAACCAUCGCUCUACGCCGGAACUGCUUCUAUCAAUUUGCUUUUAUUCGGUACAAUUACAAUAAGCUAAACGUUGCACUCUUGUGAAACAUUCAAGAAAAUGGGGAUACAUUUACUUUUACUAUCCAUCACCUCAUGAAUAGUCGAAAAAAUAUGGAAACUACUACAAAAAAUGUAUCUUUUUUCUGUAAUGAUAAGCUACAAACGGAUAAUAAAUUAUGAAAAAAAAAUAUAAUUCAUAUUCAUUGUAAUACGACAAGUUAAUCGUAAUGUCAUUUAUAAACGGCAAUAUUUCAUAAAAAUAUGAAAAUAAAAUAUUUAGAAGCUA